Lentinula edodes (shiitake mushroom) is the source of this 1098-nucleotide messenger RNA. RefSeq lists its product as uncharacterized. The coding region runs from base 1 to 1098 and encodes 365 amino acids. The record is from RefSeq and is a predicted model, not a curated record. Gene Ontology annotation, cellular component: nuclear pore outer ring. The transcript has 6 exons. NCBI's taxonomy places the organism in Eukaryota, Fungi, Basidiomycota, Agaricomycetes, Agaricales, Omphalotaceae. Gene Ontology annotation, molecular function: protein binding.
AUGGACUUCUCAUACAAUUCUGACGGCAACAUAUAUGUCCUCGUCGCCUGUCACAAUGCCGAUGCACCUGACUUGGUCGCCAUUGGCGGUGAUCAUUCACUAGAAGUUCUCCUCGUGGGACCUUCUUCAUGUCGUUCAGUGGCAUUGUUCCACAUUGGAACGCGAUUAACUGCAGUGGCUUGGUCUCCUCGCUCCGUGUCACCAUCUUCGAGUGAAGAAUGGGUUAUAGAACUUGCUGUUUCUGGAGCAGACUACGGGCUUCAUUUCCUCACCAAGACCGCGUCGCAAACAGAAGAUGUAUUCCAUUUCGGCGGAGGGCUAAGUGGUCAUCAUGGCAAAGUCAAUGAUAUGACAUUCUGCGGAGGAAUGGGUGCGGAGUCGUCGCGUUAUGUGGCCACUGUUUCAGAUGAUAAAAUGUUAAUGGUUUGGGAUCUUACUCCCCACGAUACGGACACUCGGAUCGACCCUCCUGAUUCCCGUCCCCAGCCAACUGUUUAUGCAAUGGCCUAUUCCCAUCCAUUGACAUCCAUUGACUCCCACCCAAGUACGACGAAGGAGUUACUUGUAGCUGACUGUCGUGGCUCGAUAUAUAUCGUUGAUUGGCGCUCCGACCCAGGCGCAUCCGAGCAGAUAUCCUGGCGAAGCUCUAGUGUAUUAGAACUCACAGAUCCUCACGCGCUUUCUGAGGCUUCAGUUGGACUCUCUCUCAAACUUUCUGGUUCUGUGGCGUGGCGUCGAGAUUCUCCUGACAUCAUUGGAUCCGUUUAUGGUUCUAAAUUUUCUUUAUGGGAUCUUGCUCAUUUACAGGGUGGGAAGCCGUAUGCUACAAAUAGCAGUUUCGCACAAGGUGGCCAAAGAUUCCGUUGGUGUCCAACAUAUCCUGAAUAUUUUGCCAUAUCCACACAAUCCCCGUUGAAAGGUGCCAUAAUACAUGUUUACAGCACGAACUAUAUUUACGCCCAACCUACCGUGUUUAACGUAUCAUCGAGACCGCAAUUCGUGCGGGACUUCGAUUUUCUUGCCACUCGCGGAAUCCCGAGACUAGCAGUGGCAGUUGGACGUUCUGUUGUGAUUUUUCCGAUUGGUGUCGAACCAUAG